AGCGCCCGGGGGCGGGCAGGCUCCAUGUCCCUCCUCCCGACGGGCGGAGCGGGCCGUGUCCCGUCACUUCCCGCGGCCGGAAGGUUCCAGAGGUUCCAGCGGGAGCCGCCAUGGCCGCGGCGCGGGAGGAGCUGCAGAAAGAUUUGGAGGAGGUUAAAGAACUGCUCGCGAAGGCCACGAGGAAGCGGGUGCGUGAUGUCCUGCUGGCAGAGAAACACAAGCUGGAGAUGGAAAUCAAGAAUCAGCCUCCGCCCAAGCCAAAAGAUGUGGCAGAGGAGGAAAAGUCGUCGCUGGGAGGGUACACGGUGAAAAUAAACAAUUACGGUUGGGAUCAGUCAGAUAAGUUUGUGAAGAUUUACAUCUCUUUAAAUGGUGUCCAGAAGCUUCCAGCUGAGAAUGUGCAGGUGAAUUUCACAGAGAGGUCAUUUGAUCUGCUGGUGAAGAACCUGAAUGGGAAGAACUACACCAUGACCUUCAACAACCUCCUGAAGCCCAUCUCUGUGGAAGGCAGCUCUAGAAAGAUAAAGACAGACACGGUCCUUGUGAUGUGUAAGAAGAAGCGGGAGGAAAAAUGGGAUUGCCUCACUCAAGUGGAAAAAGAAAGCAAAGAGAAAGAGAAGGCUGCCUACGACACCGCCGAUCCCAGCGAGGGGCUCAUGAACAUUUUAAAAAAGAUGUACGCGGAAGGGGACGAUGAGAUGAAGCGCACCAUCAACAAGGCCUGGGUGGAGAGCAGAGAAAAGCAGUACAAAGGGGACAUUCCAAUGGAUAUCUGAAAGCACUCUGAGGGCCGCCUUAAUACUGAUCUUCCAUGUGAGACACGCUGUGCUGCAAAGAUCAUCGUUUACACGACCUUCUUCCAAGCAAAGACAGUCAUUUUCCAUUUCAGGUUGGAGAAAAUAUUUAAAUAAAAUAGCUUAUAAAGCAUUUCCUUCA
Empidonax traillii (willow flycatcher) is the source of this 936-nucleotide messenger RNA. RefSeq names its product calcyclin binding protein (gene CACYBP). The transcript is spliced from 6 exons. NCBI's taxonomy places the organism in Eukaryota, Metazoa, Chordata, Aves, Passeriformes, Tyrannidae. Bases 111 to 776 code for a protein of 221 amino acids. Gene Ontology annotation, biological process: heart development. Gene Ontology annotation, cellular component: nucleus. The record is from RefSeq and is a predicted model, not a curated record. Gene Ontology annotation, molecular function: tubulin binding; S100 protein binding; ubiquitin protein ligase binding.